Molecule: messenger RNA, 1460 nt
Organism: Erythranthe guttata (spotted monkey flower)
Lineage: Eukaryota; Viridiplantae; Streptophyta; Magnoliopsida; Lamiales; Phrymaceae
Source: RefSeq, a predicted model, not a curated record
UUCGGUACCCGACCCGAUCUAUCACCUCGGUCACACAAAUAUAUCUCACGCUCCACUCCCCCAAAACCAUUUCCAAAAACCUUCAAAAAAUCUCUCCCACCCGCUUCAUCUCUAAUCCAACCCCUAAAUCGUUUUCCUCCUCCUCCUCCUCCUUCACCAUGGCCGGAGAAUCCGAGAGCUUCUCCACCGCCGUCGAUGAGACCGCCACCAAGUACGGCUUCGAGCGAAGCGAGAUGUACGAAAGCAAGCUCGCCGGAACCGUUGACCCGUACGAUCGUCACGUUUUUCUCUGCUACAAGUCUCACGAGUCGUGGCCUUCACGCGUCGAGGAUUCCGACGCCGAUCCGCUCCCCAAGCUGCUCGCCUCCGCCCUGAAAGCUCGUAAAAACGAUAUGAAUCUCAAGACUCGUUUGACCAUAUGCGAGGCAGGCGAUGAUGUGAAGCUGUCGGAUGGAGAUGUACUGAUUUUCCCUGAAAUGGUUGUAUACAGGGGUUUGACUGAGUCAGAUGUGGAUAGCUUUGUUGAGGAUGUGCUUGUAAAUGGAAAGGAAGUGCAGGAAAAGAUGACUGGCUCAUAUGUGUUCGUCUGUGCUCAUAACAAUCGAGACCGCAGAUGUGGUGUUUGUGGCCCUAUUCUGAUUGAGAAGUUUAAGGAGGAAAUUGGAUCCAAGGAUUUGAAGAACCAGGUAUCUGUGGUUGCUUGCUCACAUGUAGGAGGGCACAAGUAUGCAGGCAACGUGAUAGUUUUCAGUGCAGAUUCUGAUGGAAAAAUUGCUGGUAACUGGUACGGGUAUGUUACACCUGGCGAUGUUCAUGAAUUGCUUGAUAAACAAAUUGGGCAGGGAAAAGUCAUUGACCGUAUUUGGAGGGGUGGAAUGGGUGCAAAAGUUGAGGAGGUUGAAAAAGUCGAGGAACCAAAGCUUGCUAAUGGAACAACUGUAAUCAGCGAAGAAAAACAGGCUGAAGAGAUUGUUGUUGAAGAAAAGGCGGCAAGUAAUGGGGGCUGUUGCCAAGGCGCUAAUGCAUUCUCAUGCUGCAGAGAAGAAGAGAAUGUCGAGAAGAAGCCAGUUAAGAAAGGACUCUCUUGCUAUACGGGGAAAUGGGAGCAGCAUCAUACCCUCACUACUGUUGCUAUUUUGGGUGCAUUAGCUACAGUUGCUGUGGCUUAUGGUGUGUACCGAAAAGCAAGGUGAAAAAAUUGCUAUUUUUUUUGCCAAACAUAUUGCCUUUUAAAUGGUUAAGAUAGGGAGUUUAAUUCCCCUCGAUUUUUGUAGGGAUAUAUAUAAUACUCGAGUAUAUGAAUUACUAUGCAGACUAUGUUUGUGCGAAAAAACAAAAAAAUGGAAUAAGCUAGAAAUCGAGUUGUAUUGAGAUUUUAAUACACUGUUGACUGGGUUUGUAUUAUCGAUAUUUCACUACCGUCCUCCUCAAGGGUGGCCAUUUUAUAGAUCGUAUCUGUA